Molecule: messenger RNA, 865 nt
Organism: Lycium ferocissimum
Lineage: Eukaryota; Viridiplantae; Streptophyta; Magnoliopsida; Solanales; Solanaceae
Exons: 2
Coding region: 63-698 (211 amino acids)
Biological process (GO): nucleosome assembly
Cellular component (GO): nucleosome
Molecular function (GO): structural constituent of chromatin; DNA binding; protein heterodimerization activity
Source: RefSeq, a predicted model, not a curated record
CUCAUUUCUCGCAAUUUCAUUCAAAUCCGAAGUUUAAUUAUCAUCAAAUCUCUUUGUUAAAAAUGUCUGGUCGUGGGAAGGGAGGCAAGGGAUUGGGAAAGGGAGGAGCAAAACGACAUCGUAAGGUCCUUAGAGAUAACAUUCAGGGCAUUACUAAGCCUGCAAUCCGUCGAUUGGCACGUCGGGGCGGUGUGAAGCGUAUAUCAGGUCUGAUAUAUGAGGAGACACGUGGAGUCCUCAAGAUCUUUUUGGAAAAUGUGAUUCGUGAUGCUGUUACCUACACUGAGCACGCCAGAAGAAAGACUGUUACUGCCAUGGAUGUUGUUUAUGCUCUUAAGAGACAGGGCAGGACUCUCUAUGGUUUUGGGGGUAAUUUCUCUUUGAAAAUGUCAGGUCGUGGAAAGGGAGGCAAGGGUUUAGGAAAGGGAGGAGCCAAGAGGCACAGAAAGGUGCUUAGAGAUAACAUUCAGGGCAUUACAAAGCCAGCAAUUCGUCGAUUGGCACGUAGGGGUGGUGUGAAGCGUAUAUCAGGUCUGAUUUACGAGGAGACACGUGGAGUUCUCAAGAUCUUUUUGGAGAAUGUUAUUCGUGAUGCUGUUACCUACACUGAGCACGCUAGGAGAAAGACUGUUACUGCUAUGGAUGUUGUCUAUGCCCUUAAGAGGCAGGGCAGGACUCUCUAUGGUUUUGGCGGUUAGAUUGUGGAUCUUUUGUUAGGUAAUUAGUUAAUGUAGAUUUUAAGGAAAUUUCUGCAGUUUCUGUGUUUUGGUUUCUCUGUAGCGUUUUGUUCUAGAUCUGGUUCUUAAGGUCCAGUUAUUGUAAUUUCUCCUUACAUAUUCAAUGGACCAAGUUCAAUUUCUAGAAA